Molecule: messenger RNA, 2044 nt
Organism: Tyto alba (common barn owl)
Lineage: Eukaryota; Metazoa; Chordata; Aves; Strigiformes; Tytonidae
Gene: MTFR2
Product: mitochondrial fission regulator 2
Exons: 8
Coding region: 159-1367 (402 amino acids)
Biological process (GO): aerobic respiration; mitochondrial fission
Cellular component (GO): mitochondrion
Source: RefSeq, a predicted model, not a curated record
GCCCGUCGGCCGCGGUUCGGAGGAGGAGGCGUGCGGGCUGUGCGGGCUGUCCUCUGCCCGUUCCCGCGGAAGGGAGCGGGCACCGCUGCUCUCCGCUGAGGUGGGAGCGCCGCGGAGCCCGCUCGGCGCCCCUGCCGCCGCUGCCUGCUGCGGCCGCCAUGGCGCUGGUGCUGGAUCUCCUCAGGCGGAUGCUGGAGUACUUGGGCUGGCCGCCCAGCCCGGCCAUGUUUUUGGAAACCCGCAUGUUCAGCCGCAGUAUCGGUCGUACAGUCAGAACAUGCCUUCCUUCAGCAAUCUCAUCAAGAAGGCAUUUCCAGCAGUUGUAUGCAGUUAUAAGGAAGUAUCAGGUCAAGGUCAUAUCUGUUUGCCAGAAAAAGCAAUAUGGAUCUACUCGAAGUGUUGUCCGUAGGCUUGGGACAAUUCUUUCCUUAGAGCCCUGCCCAAGACCUUGUUUUCAACUUGUUCAAGAUCCAAGUUCAUUGGGUAACAAUGAACAAAACACAGCUCCAACUCCUGUAGCUCCAUCACUGGCUGAUGUCCUGUGGGUGGCAAAUGAUGAGAGACAAGCAUUUACUAGACUUAGGACUGACUUACGGAGAAACGAAAGAAGUACAGUUUAUCGUGACCUAUAUCCAUCUAUAGGUUCAAUGCAAAGUGUUCCAGAACACAGUACACAGAAAGACAGUCUUGUUGAUCAAGUAGCGCUCCAGAAAAUUUCUGCGCUUGAAGAUGAGCUCACCUUUCUUCGUUCUCAGAUUGCUGCAAUUGUUUCAGCACAGACGUCGGGAAGCAUUCCAUCACAAGCCUUUAAAACAUUCAGCAUUCCAGAUGGAUUUUACCCAGUGCCAGCCACAACUUCUACGCCAUUGUCUGUCUCUCACAAUCACUUUGUAAUUCCCUCGCCUCCUUUACUUCCUUCUGGUGUACCAUCUGGUGUUGAUGCUAGUAAUUCAGCAAUUGAACUUAUAAAACAAAGUCGUGCAGCAAAAAAUAGUGGUUCAACUGCAGCUGAUAGUGCUGAUCACCAGAGGAUGAAGAACGUUCCUAGUAUGAUGGAUGUUUUGAAAGACCUAAACAAAGUUCAGCUGAGAGCUAUUGAGAGGUCACCUGGAGGUACUCCUCUUUCUAGACCCAAAAAGAGGCAAAGUUCAGAUUGGGAUCCAGUUGCUCUACUAACUCAUGCACUAAAGCAGAAAUUUGCACAUAAAAAUUACGAUCAAGAUGAUUCCCUGGACAAAGAAAAUCGAUCUUUUGAUAGCUCCCCAUUUUCUAGUCCAGAGAUUUCACUGGUUGCAUGUUGCAGUCCGAAGUCAAAUGCAAAAUCUGGCCUUACAAGAACUGAUGAAAUUAAACAGGUACCAACAUAGAAAGUGAGAGCUCAUGUUUAACUGGUAGAGACUUCUGAGGAAACUUCAGAGUGUGUGUAAGUGGCGGGUCUGCUUUGACGCUGCUGUAAGGUGCUGUAAUGUGUUCUAGCACGCCUCUCCUAUGCUAAUUGAAUUUUGGGUGUUGUAGAGUUUGUAAGAUUGUCUCUUCCUUCUCUGUAGUUUCUCAGCAGCCAAACUUGUGAAUGUGAUGCUUAUAUGAGAAGGAUAGAACCAAAAGAAUGCUUUUAUUGUUACGGAGCAGUGUGUAUGAAACCUGGGAAAUGCAGGAAAGAAGUGUAUGUGAAAGAAAAAAUAAAUAUUGGUGUAGCAGCUGAGGUGUGUGCUCUGUUUGCACUCCAGUGUAAAUAAUGAGGAAGUGUAAACUUUUUGUUAGUGUGUUACAUAAACUGAUGCUUAUACAUAUAUAUCUAAUGGUAGCUAACACUGUUUCAGUAGAAUGGUAUAGUUGCCUCAGUUUUCUUUGCAGUUUGCUGAUGCAACUCCAUAUUCCAUGUGCAAACUGUAUUCUAAUUUAUUUUGGAUCAGUAGCUGAACUUUUAUGCUUGUGAAACUUUGUUGUGCUGUAAGUAAACUGAAGUUUGUCUGUAGAGAGAUCUUCUAGCACAUAGUCUAAAUUCCAUAUGUAAAUAAACAAUAACUCCCUCCUUGGUUCUCCA